Hibiscus syriacus is the source of this 843-nucleotide messenger RNA. RefSeq lists its product as uncharacterized. NCBI's taxonomy places the organism in Eukaryota, Viridiplantae, Streptophyta, Magnoliopsida, Malvales, Malvaceae. The coding region runs from base 1 to 843 and encodes 280 amino acids. The transcript is spliced from 6 exons. The record is from RefSeq and is a predicted model, not a curated record.
AUGGUUGAUUUACUAGAGAGUCGGGCAAAGCAUAGCAGUGAUCCAGCUGGGUUGCUGGCUGAGACCCGGCAUAAUCCCGUUGCAGGCGCCCAAGGACAGAUAAGAUCUGCAGAGUUACCACAGGACUCUGCUGUUGCUGCUGAAGCAAAACCGAAGGCUAUUCUUGACCUGAUGGAUUUAGAUGGACUCAAUCUUUUACAUGUUAAGAGUCAUUUACAAAGUCUCAGACCGUUGAGCUUGGUCGAAUCUCAGACCACUAAGACCACUGGGGACAGCAGAAGUAUAGCUAAAAAAGGUCAAAAAUCGAAAAAGGAAAGCCGUGGACGCCGGCAACGUCAGACCCAGGACCAUUAUCUACGGUUCAUGGAAGCACAGAGGUAUCUGAACACGACAGCGACCGAUCAGCAUUUAGGCGGUUCAGCUAAGGAAAAUGCAGUUUUGUACGGGCAACCCUUGGCUGACUUAGGAACGUUCGCAACAAUGCCCGGACCCUCUGGCAUGGUGGCUGCAUUGCCACAUUUUGAUUUCAACCAGCAGAAUUUAUGUCGUCCUACAUAUGAUGCACUAACAGGCCAAUCCAAUGUCAGCAUUCAAGAAGUGCCUUCCGGAUAUCAUCCCCAAACCUUUCUUUACCCUGCACCCGAAGGCUUCUCGACUCCGAAUGGCUACCCUGCUAGUUCAAAUGAGGAAAGUUUGCCUGUACUUCCCAGCAGUGAGGUGGAAAUGAUGAUUCAGCCAGGCGAUGAGGACCUCAUAGAAGCCUUAUUGAAUUGGGGUGAUGAUGAACCAAACAACCUCGACAUUAGCUUUAACUACGACGAUCUGCGAGACUGCUUGAGCUAA